This is a messenger RNA of Aspergillus candidus, 677 nucleotides long. It is a transcript of the gene arp1, whose product is annotated as scytalone dehydratase arp1. The coding region runs from base 87 to 605 and encodes 172 amino acids. The transcript has 2 exons. Lineage: Eukaryota; Fungi; Ascomycota; Eurotiomycetes; Eurotiales; Aspergillaceae. The record is from RefSeq and is a predicted model, not a curated record. Gene Ontology annotation, molecular function: scytalone dehydratase activity. Gene Ontology annotation, biological process: melanin metabolic process.
CGUUGGUUCACCUUCUACAUCUCUACAGGUCAAUGCUUGUAUAGUUACCUAGAAUCUAUACUCCUCCCUCAAGCACUUUGUUGAUCAUGACUUUCGACAUAUACAUCCCCGAGAAUCUUGCCUUCUCCGACUAUAUUGCAGUGAUCCAGGUCGCGAGAACCUGGGCCGAUGCCCAAGACAGAAAAGAUCCCGAAAGAUUCCUAGCCACCGUAGCACCAGAGGUGACCAUCGACUACAGCCUUCUCAUCCCCGCAUGGAAAAGCAAGGUCUACACGGCCGACGAAUUCGUCGCCACAUGGCUGGCCCCCGAUCGCGUCGGACUGUCCGUACUGGCAACGCAGCACCUGCUAGGAAUGCCAUACAUCAAGAGCGCCACGCGGGAUGAGAUCGUCGUGGAGUUUCAAGAGGUGGCCUCCCACGGGCGGCGCCAGGAUGACGACGGCGCAUUCGGCGGCAAAAUCGGAGAGACGGCUGAUGGGAGGGGGUGGGUGGAGCAUCGCUACGUCAAGAUUGAUGGCCAGUGGAAGAUUGAUCUCAUCAAACCUUCUAUCAUCUAUAUGGCUGGGGAUUGGGAGCGAGUUCGGCGGGCUGAGGGGGCGGAGUAAUGCACUGUUAGUAUGUACUAUCAUGCGUGAUUCGGUGGAUUGGCUGUUAUACCUUCUAUAGCUGGUGGUUAC